CUGACCGCAGCACAGUAAAUAAAGAAAUACCCGGAGCUCGGAUGUGUUUCUUUUUUAUUUACUUUCUAACAACAGUAACCGUUUUAGCGACCGGUUUUAUUCUACCGACGUGUCGUUUCCCGUGAGCGUGUAGAAGCCGUUUGGUGACGGUAACGACGUGUUAUUUCGGCGCUCCGACUUCGGGAAGAGUGUGUAGCCGGAGAUUUGAUUUGUAGGUGUGUGUGUGUGUGUGUGAGGGGGUGGGGGGGAUUUCUAGCGGGUGGAGCCGUGUGCGUGUAUCUUGCUUCUUAUUUACACGUGCGCUGUCGGUGCAUUUCGAUGGCUUUACCGUGCGCACGCCGACGCCCGGGACCGGAUACAUGUGUGUAGACCGUGUUCUUCGAGGUCUGCUGUUCCCCUGACUUGGGUGGCAUCCAUCCAUCACUCAUCCAUCCAUCCAUCCUUAUAUUCAAGCGGAGGCAUUUCUCUUCUCCGUCGCAUCGUCUGCGGACAUCAUGGGGAACACGACCUCCUGCUGCGUGUCCUCCAGUCCCAAACUGCGGCGAAACGCCCAUUCUCGCCUGGAGCCAUACCGACCGGAAGCCGAGCUGAGCCGCGAGGACACGGGCUGCAACCUGCAGCACAUCAGCGACCGCGAGAACAUCGACGAGCUGAACAUGGAGUACAACCCGUCAGAUCACCCACGCACCAGCACCAUCUUCCUCAGCAAGUCUCAGACGGACGUUGUUCCUUCCAGCAAGAAAGUCCGGGAAAAGAGGAAAAGCAUGUACGUGAACCAUCUGCACCCAUCUGGUCCAAUGAGACGCAAGUACAGCUCCUGCUCAACUAUUUUUCUGGACGAGAGCACAGUCAGUCAACCCAACCUCAAAUACACCAUCAAAUGCGUCGCUCUUGCCAUCUACUACCACAUAAAGAACAGAGAUGCAGACGGUCGAACGGUGUUGGACAUAUUCGAUGAGAAGCUUCACCCGUUGUCGAAGUCUGAGGUUCCAGCGGAUUACGAUAAACACGAUCCGGAGCAGAAGCAGAUCUACCGGUUCCUACGGACGCUUUUCAGCGCCGCACAGCUCACGGCCGAGUGCGCCAUCGUCACUCUGGUAUAUCUGGAGAGGUUACUGACCUACGCUGAGAUCGAUAUCUGUCCUGCUAACUGGAAGAGGAUCGUCCUGGGUGCCAUUUUGUUGGCGUCUAAAGUGUGGGACGAUCAGGCCGUGUGGAACGUGGAUUACUGUCAGAUCCUCAAAGACAUCACAGUAGACGACAUGAACGAGUUGGAGAGACAGUUUCUGGAGCUGCUGCAGUUUAACAUCAACGUGCCGUCGAGUGUUUACGCGAAAUACUACUUUGAUCUGCGAUCUCUGUCUGAGGCCAACAACCUGAACUUCCCUCUGGAGCCUCUGAGCAGAGACAAGGCCCAGAAACUAGAGGCGAUCUCCAGGCUCUGCGAUGACAAGUAUAAAGACUUAAGAAAAGCAGCCAAGAAGCGUCCAGUGAGUGCAGACAAUCUCACAGUGGUGCGAUGGUCUCCUGCUAUCAUCUCCUAACAUCGGUUCAGGGAUGCUGAGAACCGAUCCAAAUACAGACCAAGAGAAAGAAAGCGAUAGAGAAAGAGACAGAGAGACUGUCCAAAGAAUCGUCCUCUUCCUCUACCUGCUCGAGACAAAAACUUGUCGGAUUUUACCUUCCGCACGUGUCUUUGUUGUUCUGACGGCUGCUGUAAAUACGGGACUCUUGAGAAGCUGACAGGAGGGAUGGAACGAACGAAAGCAGCAAAAUGGAUUGGAGCGUAAGGAACGUCUUGAAGUGUGGGAGAGGGCGGGGCAUUCCAGCAACUCUGUAUGAUUGGCAUUUUCAAUUCAGAACCACUCCCAGCUUUUUCUGUACGCGUUACGUUUUUUUGUUUGUUUUCUUCCUAUAACUAUAAUUUUCUGAGGCACAGGGAAACGUCCGAUCUGACAGAACUGUACUAUUCAACCCAAAAUAAGACACUCAGAAAAUCUACAGUUCUCCCAUUAAGAGUUGAAUUUUAACGCAAGUGUCGAAAUAGUAACAAAUCACAGUUAGUCUCGCACCGAAAUAACCCUGGUACGCUGCACUUGUCCUUGUCGCUAUGGUGACAUCAUCUACAUCUUAAAGGUCUAAUUAUGAACCUUCAAUUACUUUCAAGGUUCACUGUAUUCACAUGACAUUCAAACGAUGCACCCAUGACGGUAUCACCCGAGCGACAAGGAAAAGUAAGCGACAGUUUCCAGGGAGGUUCUGUUGGUAUGGGACACUUUUCUGGCCACAAGCUUCAGAAUCAUGAAGGCUGCAAUCCGAUCACUUUGUCUACACUUCCUUAGCUAAACAAACAUCUGAACUUGAACGUAAAUGUUUUGGAUUGAAAGCGGUUCGAAGUCGGGUUAGAAAAGUUUACGGGUCAGUUCUGGAUUCUCAAAUGUGUCGUAAGAGCAAAACCCAUUCAUGUUCUAAAUACGCUAAAAGCAAAGCGUAAUCGUUCUCAGCAAAAACAGAAAACGCAAGAACAAUUCAGGAGUCCUGAGACGAAAUAAAUGAGAAAAUGCGGUUGGGUAAUUCACAAACAAACAAACAAGUCAAAAGUCAAAACUAAAAAGUCAGCAAAAAAAUAAAUAAAAAAUCCAGAAUGCAGCAAAAAAAAAAAAGAAAACGUAACCGAAAGCAUACUAACAUAUCCAGCACCCUAAACAGCAAAUCUAUGAGACAUGAACAGAAACGAACAAAAAACAGAUAUCACAACAGCAAUUCAGAAAAAUUUAACAACGAAAAAAAAAAAGCAAACUAACUGUUCAAAAAAAAAAAAAAAGCUAGAAAAACAUACAGAAAGGAAAAAUACAACAUAAAAACACAACAGAUUUAUAAAACUCAAAGCAAAACCGAGUACGGAAACAAAAACUAAAGAAUCCGACUGAAAAAUGCGUAAUCCAGUAAACGCACCAGAAAUGUAUGAAACGCAAACUAGAAAUAAACACAACAUCAGAGCAGAAAACACGACAAAACUAGAGAGAAAAAAAGAAAUCAAUUCAGAACUGGAAAUCCUGAAGAAACAAGUCUUAAUAUAAUAUAUGUUUAUAGGCUUAUAGGAGAUUUCGGUUUUGUUUCGGGGGAAUUCAUAUAAAAUUUACGAUUUGCACAAAACGGCUUUUUAUAGGAAGGCGACUUAUUCAGAAGGAAGACGUAACGUACGAUUUAACGUACGUACGAUUUAAUCCGAUAUGAAGUGUCACGUUUUUUUUUUUUUUCUUUUUUAUUAUGCCUUCUGAGUUUGCUGCUGCGUCCUCGGUUUUUUAUGUCCUCUCGCACAUCACUACAUAACACUGUACAGACAAAGGUCUGUGGACACCUGAGCGAAAGAUUCAAAUGCCCUUUGAACAACCCAUUUGACAUUUAGUCCCCAGACCUCCACUCUUCUGGGAAGAUGUUCCACUAGAUUUUGGGGAGAUUUGUGCUCAUUCAGACACAUAGGUGUUGUGAUGUAGGGGAUGUGAGGAGGCCUGGGGUUCAGUCAGUGUUCACAUUCAUCCCGAUAGGGUUGAAAUCCGAGCUCUAUAACAAGAGAUCUUCCACUCCCAAUACUUUUGUCCUAAUUCGUGAUUCUCCCACUUGAAGAAAUCUUGGUGUCUACGUGUGGGCGGAGCCAAAAAUCAGGUGAUUCGGAUGGAAGUUGGUUUGCUGGAUUUAGCAAAUAAUGCUUAAUAUCGCUCCUGUUUUAUGAUUCGUCGUUUGGGAAAUUCACCGCAACCUUCUGGUGCUUCGUAUCAACCCUAAACAGCUCACUGAAUUUCUGAUCCACAACCAAUGAAACCAAAUGAAACAUUUCCUUAUUAUUUCCUGGUGUCCUGUCCCACUAAUAAUCCCCAUCUGGAAUCAUGGUCCUCUCAUGUUUCGCAUGGAAUCAUAAUUAUUAUAUGUUUUUUUAAAUCUGAUUUUCUUUCGGGGGGAAAUCUUUUUUUUAAAGCUCCAGCGACAAGCAACGAAAAUCCUCCCGAUAGAUGACGAGUUUCAGUAGCACACAAAUAAUGAGCGGAUUCCAGCUCGCGUGUAAACAGACCGAACCGAGACGCCGCGUUUGGUCUUGUGUUAAUGCAGGAACCCCACUGAGGUGUUUGGCGUCUAGGUCCUGUUUCCAGGCGUCCUAGUGUUUUUUUGUGUCCUCCUAUAAAGUCCACAGUCUAAUAAUUGAAAAGAAAAGACGAAAAAAAACAAAACGGAGAAAGUGUGUUCUGUAGGAAGGUGUAAAUGUAGCGUUUGGGUUCUGGGUGUGGAUCCUGAGGAUGAAGCCAAAGGCUGAAGAAAUGAAGCGCUUUGAUUGCUUCUGAAGGUAACCAGUACAGUGGAAAACAAUGGAUAAAUUGCACAACCUCGGCACAGACGUCUUUCCUCGUUUCAGAUUCAAACGACAAGCAAUACACAGAGUGCAGAGAAAUGGAGACUUUAUCCUCAAACACGUAUAAUAUAUAUAAUGAGUGAAGGUUGCGAAAUAAGUUUGUCAUUAGUUUUAAUCGUUUUUUUGUUUCGUUUUUUUUAUAUAAAUGUUUUAUAAAAUUGGUUUGACACACGCACACAACACACACAGUCAUUUUAUCAUCUCUGAAAUACAAGAAAAGCCUGAGGUUGUGGAUUUCUGCAGGAUCAACAAGGGUUGUUACGGUUUCACACUUAAUCACGGUGUAUGAUCAGACAUCUUUUUUUGCCCCUUUAUAAAUCGACCUACACAACGUUUUUUCAGCAGGUGUAAGGUUGAAGACCUGAAAAACUCUUCACCACAAAUUACAGUUCUCUACCGUUAAACACGUUAAACAUCUUCCAUAUCGGCACCUGGAUGUUGCGUUUUCUGUUUUGGAGUCGGUGAUAACUCGAAGAUAUGACGAUCAGGAUCCUUCUAUACAUUUUAAUCAAUUUAAGCUUUGCUCCUUUUAAUUCUUAUGUAAAUAAGGCAAAGAAUAAACGUCUAUAAUCUUUUUUUUAGCACCCUAAACAGGAUCGUAAUACUUUCCUGAGGUAAAAAUAGAACGCGAUCGGGAUAAAAAUCCACAGCCCCGUAAUGGCAAAGUAGAAUUUUUAUUCAAUCGGACACGUCUGCUCUGCUGAUUUCUUUCAGACGAUGAUAUAUUUAUGCACGAGUCAGCGCUUUAAAUAUCAUCUGUUUUCCAGACUGACUCGGACUCUCUUUUUUUAGUUUCUUUUUUGUCUUAUGAGAUGCAUUUCAGUUCGAGUCUCGGAUCGAUCGCGCUCAUCCGUGACGUCGCGUCGACGCUGUCUCUAGAACGAUCUCACGCCGAACACACGGGAAAAAGAAGUACCGCUCAUCAAAACAAUGUUUAUGAAAUGUUCGAAAAUUGUCGCGAUCAAGAGAAAACAAGAAAUGAUUAUAUUUCAUUUCAUUAGAAUGUGCUUUCUACUAAUAUUGGCACCUUGUUGGAAAGAUGUUUGUAUCCCAGAAUUAUUGGCACCCUUCUAUAUUCAUACGAGUAAAAUAUACUUGUAUAUUCCUAUUGAUAUUGUUUUUGUUUUAUAACCUUGACUUUCACAGUUGUUUAAAUAGGUUUUUCCUGCCCAAAGACCUGGACAUUCUGUUACGAUAGGAUGGACUUUAUCAAAUAUCAGCAGGAAGCACCAACACAAAAACAGUUUACUGACCAAAAUUCCAAGGUCUCGCCAUGUCCCUUACAGUCUCCUGACUUAAAAAAAAAAAAGCAACUGAGGAGGAGAGACCUCCAGCGUGGACCUGGAAAUAAAAAAGGAUCUGCAGAGAUUUUGUAUGUAGGAAUGGUUUAAGAUCGUGUGCUAUGGAUUCUCCAAUCUAUGUGUUAUAGGAGAACACUUGGAGCUGUUCUCCUGGCAAAGGGACACAGUAUUGCACAAGUGUUGACUAAAAAGAGAAUUCUUGCAGUUUGAUUUAAAGAGCGUUUUUGUGUUUUUUGUAACGAAAGAAAUACAAAUGUUUAAUUUUCAAUUAAAACACCAACUAACGAGAGUGCCAAUAUUAGUGAGGACACUGUGUAUAUUACAAAAACAAACAGUUAGUGAUUGGUGAAUAUUUGCUCUAAUUAUCAGUAAUAUUCAUUAUCGUUUCCUACACUAUAGUGCAAUAUAGUCUAAUGACUGUAAAAAGAUUUGGUUGCUAAGCAACAUAAUGGGCAAAGCAUUUUAUGGACAGCCCAGUGCAUGUAGUGUGACGUUAUGCCGUAAUUGGGACUGAAACCGAUUCAUUAAUGUUGUGGUUUUUCAGUUUGUUUCUCAUACUGUGAAAAAGUUGACGCGUACCAACCCUAAGAUCCGUGCCCAGUUACUACACACCAGUGUGUGUUGGCUAACAGUAGUAGAGAACGAUGUGAAAGUUUUCAUUCGUAUUCUCUUUUCUUUACGUUCUCCCCUUUUCUCCAUACACUCCUAACAGUCUGUUCUGAACAGACUUCUGUGUUCAAGUUUUAUGUAUAAGAAAUUUUAAUGUUUGGUUGAACUGUUUUUGUUUUCUGAUCACCUGAUCUGUGCAUAAUUCCUGAAAUAUUUAUUUAAUACUUCUAUUCUUUCUUCAUCCAGAAAUGAGACUGAUUUUUAUUCUUCUAUGGACAGAAACAAACUCAGCUUUUUAAUUGAGAUUUUCAAAUGUAAAAAAAUUAUCAUUUUGCCUUUUAUUAAAUAUUUUUUUUUAUUAUGUACUAUACACUAUAUGGACAAACGUUUGUGGACACCUGACCAUUAGUGAUGGGAAGAUCAGAUCAAAUAAUUUUUUUUCUCAUUUCGGUUCUUCUCAGACCAGAGGAGUCAUGAGAUAAACAACUCCAUUCUGUUUCCCGUCUAAUGAACUGCGUGGGAGUCAUGUGACACGACUCGGACUAGAAGAGUCAGGAGAUAAACUACUUAAUUCCAUUUUCUGGACGUAACCUACGAAGAUUUUGCGAUGCUUUGCUCAUGCGCUUCCAGUUGAAAAGAAACGAAUCGCCAUUAGAGAUGACUCGUUUUACUGAGUCACAUUAAAGACUCGUUCUAUGUGAACGAAUCAUUUAAUACUGACCAUAAAGAUUCGUAUGCACUGAUGUAGGUGGGGUGAGGAGGCCUGGGUAGUUUAGUGGUUAAGGCAUUGGACGUUUGGAUCCUAAGUUCAAAUACCAAUCCCAAGCUGCCACUUCUGGGCCCCUGAGUAAGGUCCCUAUACAUGUUUAGUUGUAUGAAUGAAAGAAAUGUAAGUCGCUCUGGAUAAAGUCGUAAAUCUGCCGAAUCGUAUUCAAUUAAAAAGUGAAGGAAAACAUUCGUGUUACUGCAUCCAAAGACGUACAGUUGUGUACUUUUAAUUGUGCGAUAACAGUUUGGGAAAGAACCACAAAUAGCUGGAAAAGUCCGUGUCCCAAUACUUAUACUGUAUACAGUGUCCAUAUAGUGUAUAUACACACAUAUAUUUUGUACAGUGUACAUACCGUGUUGGAGAAGACCAGAGUUUAAAUAUUAUACCGAGAUAUUUAUGAGACGUCAGUAUUCAUCUCAUUCAGCAUCCAGUUCUCUGGAAAUAAUUGAAAAUGAUGGCGAUGAGGUUAAUGAUGAGAGAUGAAAGGAACGAUUUUUGGGAUGAUAAAGUGACUGAAUUUGCACGUCGUCAUUUAUUUGUUGUCGGACUCAAUUUUGCCGUCACGCAGAGCUCCACAGGCGAGUCGAGCCGAGCCGAAAGUAAAGUGCGUGCAGCAGGACUCGCUUUUUAUUCUGUUCUUCAUUUUUUUUCUUCUUCUUCUUGUUUUUCUCCUCCCUUCUGUUUGUGAACUUUGCAAUAGCGUUGCCUUUUCUUUCUUUUCUUUUUUUUUUGUCAUUCCUUUCGAAUCGAAAAACAAAGCAAUUCUAGAGAAGCGGUUGAUAUUUAUCUCACGAUUGUUUCCUUUAUUGCUGUUAUUGAUUAGAAAUUGUUCUCUUUAUGUAAUACAUUUUUGUCAUCAAUACCAGGACAAAAAAAAAAAACAAUGAUCGUGUAUUUUCUGAAGUCUUACUUGUGAAUUGUAGGCCUUUGUGUGGUGCAUGCUGUUCGGAGCUUGCACUGUCAAUCGCUUAAAUUAAAGGAAUUUAUUGAUUUUUAA
Messenger RNA from Silurus meridionalis, 8081 nucleotides. RefSeq names its product cyclin Y (gene ccny). NCBI's taxonomy places the organism in Eukaryota, Metazoa, Chordata, Actinopteri, Siluriformes, Siluridae. Gene Ontology annotation, biological process: regulation of canonical Wnt signaling pathway; regulation of cyclin-dependent protein serine/threonine kinase activity. The transcript has 11 exons. Gene Ontology annotation, cellular component: plasma membrane; cytoplasmic cyclin-dependent protein kinase holoenzyme complex. Gene Ontology annotation, molecular function: protein kinase binding; cyclin-dependent protein serine/threonine kinase activator activity. Bases 495 to 1544 code for a protein of 349 amino acids. The record is from RefSeq and is a predicted model, not a curated record.